AUGGCCAUCUUCUCAUCUCCUAAACACACAGGCCUUUGUAUAAAGUGGAUUUAUAGAACUGUACUGAUUGAUCAAUAUACCUCUAUCCUGACCAACAUCCAGGUAAUGAAGAUUGGUGUAGGGGUAUUGACAAGGGCUGGUCUGUCCAUUAUGCCAAUAGUUGUUCGCCUACACUGGUUUCCCUAUUGCCGAUCCCAUGUGCUCUCCCAUGCUUUCCGUCUAUACCAAGAUAUCAUCAAGCUAGUGUGUGCUGACAUCACCUUCAAUUGUCUCUACCCAGUUGUAGCUGUAUUUGCAAUGGUCUUGUUGGACUUUCUCAUCAUCUUUUUCUACUACAUUUUGAUUCUCAAGACUGUCAUGGGCAUUGCUUCUGGAGAAGAAAGGGUCAAGGCCCUCAACACAUGUGUCUCUCAUAUCUGCUGCAUCCUGGUCUUCUAUGUCACCAUAGUUGGUCUGACAUUUAUUCAUAGGUUUGGAAAGCACAUUCCUCAUGUGGUUCACAUCACAAUGAGCUACAUCCACUUCCUUUUCCCACCUUUUAUGAACCUGGUUAUCUAUAGCAUUAAAACUAAGCAGAUUCAGAGUGGUGUACUUCACUUAUUCUCCCUGUCUCACUCUAGAGCAUGA
Messenger RNA from Sapajus apella (tufted capuchin), 627 nucleotides. Its product is annotated as olfactory receptor 51B6-like. The record is from RefSeq and is a predicted model, not a curated record. NCBI's taxonomy places the organism in Eukaryota, Metazoa, Chordata, Mammalia, Primates, Cebidae. The transcript is spliced from 2 exons. Gene Ontology annotation, molecular function: olfactory receptor activity. Gene Ontology annotation, cellular component: membrane. Bases 1 to 627 code for a protein of 208 amino acids. Gene Ontology annotation, biological process: G protein-coupled receptor signaling pathway.